Molecule: messenger RNA, 4320 nt
Organism: Pungitius pungitius (ninespine stickleback)
Lineage: Eukaryota; Metazoa; Chordata; Actinopteri; Perciformes; Gasterosteidae
Product: collagen alpha-4(IV) chain-like
Exons: 30
Coding region: 126-4037 (1303 amino acids)
Biological process (GO): extracellular matrix organization
Cellular component (GO): collagen trimer
Molecular function (GO): extracellular matrix structural constituent conferring tensile strength
Source: RefSeq, a predicted model, not a curated record
ACCCAGGAGAUCCAGGUCUCCCUGGUACCCCUGGUCACCUGAACAAUGGAAAUGGAAAUGUUAGAGGUGUUCAAGGUGAUCCAGGGUAUCCUGGAACUCCUGGACCUCAAGGUGACCCUGGGAACAUGGGCAUGCAUGGACCUCCUGGCGCACCAGGGUUAACAAUACCAGAAGAGCCGGGUCGGCCUGGCUCACGAGGGCCCCUUGGUCCGAAGGGCUUCAAAGGAGAGAAAGGGAGGUAUAACAACUUUGAAAAUCUGUUUCCGGGAGUAAAGGGACCUAAAGGACUCCUCGGACCUAAAGGUGUCACUGGUUUCCCAGGUCCUCCAGGUUACUUCCGUGAGCCUGGCAAACCAGGAGACCCUGGUGACAUGGGACACAGAGGAUCUCCUGGAAACCAAGGGGCCAUGGGACUUAAAGGUUGUCCAGGGGAAUGUAACUGUAGGUCUGCUGGUGGAAGCGAAGGCCCCUCUGGUCCUGCUGGUUACCCAGGACAUCCGGGGUUACCUGGAUCUCAGGGACUUAAAGGGGACCCAGGGCUAAAAGGAUUUGAGGGUCCAAAAGGACCACAUGGUUUUCAAGGAAUUCCUGGCAGUAAAGGACAAAAGGGUCAAAAGGGUGAAUCCUUCUCGGUAGAUGCUGAAGGUGCCAAGGGGAACAAAGGAGUCCCUGGACAUUCUGGUCCUCCUGGAGAAGCGGGUAGGCCAGGACGUGAUGGCCCCUCUGGACCUGCGGGGGAACAUGGACCUCCAGGUGCUGGAUAUAUAGGAUUACCUGGUCCCAAAGGUUAUCAUGGUGUUGCUGGACCAAAAGGGUUUCAAGGCCUUAUCGGCCCCUCAGGUCCUGGUAUUUCAGGUCCAAAGGGGCAGUCUGGACCCAAAGGUUAUCAGGGACUUCCUGGCCACCCGGGCAUUCCUGGUCGAAAAGGCACUCCAGGUGAAACGAGGGAAUGUUGUCAUGAAGAGGUGAUUGGAUCACCUGGUCCAAAGGGAGAGCCUGGCUCACCGGGGUUUCCAGGUGAGCCAGGAAGGGAUGGUCCUAUGGGAGCUGUGGGACUCCCAGGACCAAAAGGCAUGAAAGGCGAUGACAGUAGAACUGGAGGAAUUGGACUGCUUGGUUUAAAUGGGGAUCAAGGGGACCCUGGUCCUAGUGGAAUUAGCCAGGAUGGCCCUCCAGGUCUUCCUGGGUUGCCAGGAUUUCUAGGUAGGAAGGGUGACCCAGGAGAUAUCCUUUCUGCCAGGCCAGGUGCUACUGGCCUACCUGGCCUACCUGGGGCUCUUGGACCAAGUGGACUUCGAGGAAUUCCUGGAAAUCUAGGGCCUCAAGGCGCACAAGGCCAGCCUGGGCGACCUGGUUGGAAAGGAGAGCCAGGUGACAAUGGUGUCCCUGGAAACACUGGUCCCCGUGGUCCACCCUGCACUUUGUGUGACCGGAUUGGAACUCCAGGCCCCUCAGGCCUCCCAGGAAACCCUGGACAGAGGGGAGAAUCAGGCCACUCUGGCCAGAAAGGUUUUAAAGGAGCUGUAGGUCCACCUGGUCAUGGGCAAAGUGGUCCACAAGGUUUCCCUGGCCCACCCGGUUUGCCAGGCCCAGCUGGGCCAAGAGGCCCUGCUGGUGCCUCAGGAGAUCCUGGGGUCGAUGGCUGGCCAGGACAGAAAGGUGAAAGGGGGUAUGUAGGCAGGAAUGGGGCCAGUGCUUUACCAGGUGGUCCUGGACCUGCAGGACCCAGAGGUAAACAAGGAGAAAGAGGCUUUGAUGGUCACCCUGGUGGUACUGGACCCCAAGGACAGCCCGGUAAUAAAGGUAUGAUCGGUCGACCCGGAUCAAGAGGACCUCCCAUCGUAGUAAAUGUAAUAAAAGGCGCAUUGGGACUUCCAGGAAGGAGGGGGCCAUCAGGAGAAACGGGAUCUGCAGGCUCAAAGGGUCCAAGGGGUGCCCCAGGUGAUUCAGGGCCUGAUGGACGGCCUGGUUCGUCAGGGUUUAAAGGCAGCACUGGUGUUCCAGGCACAGCAGGAACACCUGGACUUCCUGGGUUCCAAGGGAUCAAAGGUUUCCCUGGUUCAAGGGGAUAUCCUGGACAUGAUGGAGAUCUGGGAGAUGAGGGGCCAAGGGGGAAAAUUGGUAUCCCAGGGUUACUAGGAUAUCGAGGAGCCAAGGGUGAGCAAGGAAGAUCUUGUAACAAACCUGGUCCACCUGGACCCAAAGGAUUGCCAGGGGAUGACUACAGUAUAUGCAGCGGGAGUCCAGGAGAUCCAGGGGACCCAGGACCCUGGGGAAUGUCAGGACAGCCCGGACACCAAGGGAUGGUCGGUGAACCAGGAAAACAAGGAGGACCAGGUUUCCUUGGACCUCGUGGGCCAUCAGGCCAUCCAGGUUUUCCAGGUGUUCCAGGAGAUCGUGGCGGUCUGGGACCCAUGGGCCCACCCGGCCAAUAUGGGCCUCCAGGUCCCUCUGGAUCACCGGGUCUGGAUGGAUUGGAUGGGCUUAGAGGUCCAAAAGGGAUAAAAGGAACAAGUGGCACAGGAAUACCUGGCCUCCCGGGACCUGAUGGUUUUCCUGGAGUCAAAGGUGUCAUGGGUCAGCAAGGACCUCCAGGGGACAUAUUUUCUGGGGACAAGGGCCAUAGGGGUCCACCGGGCCCAACAGGUCUUCCAGGAUUUCCAGGUGAACCUGGUGAAUCUGGGGACCCUGGCAAAGGACCCUGCCAGUGUUCACCUGGACCUAACGGAGAACAAGGAUAUGGAGGCCCCCCAGGACCCUCAGGACCUCCUGGGGAGCCAGGCGCUCCAGGCAGCAGCAUUUUCACCAUAGGAGACCCUGGCCCAGUUGGUGUUCCAGGGUCACCAGGUCGUAAGGGAAACAGGGGCCUGCCAGGGCCUCCUGGGUCUCAGGGCCACCCAGGCUUUUACGGAUCAAAAGGUGAGAGAGGGCCUGCUGGUUCUACUGGUCCCCCAGGACCCAGAGGUCAGAUCGGGGUUCCUGGGCCUUGGGGCCGCAAGGGAGCAACAGGCCCAGCUGGAGAAACAGGUGCAAAAGGUGCUCCUGGUGAUUAUUUCGACGAAGAGAUGGCACCCCCUGGACUCCCAGGACCAAGGGGUCCCUCCGGACCUGUGGGAUUCCCUGGGGACAUAGGUCCUCCUGGGACUCCAGGACGUAAAGGACAGAAGGGCCACACAGGGUUUGUGGGUCUCCCUGGCAAACUGGGUCCUGCUGGUCGUAAUGGUCCUGUUGGAGACGCAGGAGAUGCUGGUCAGCUCGGAUUUUCUGGACCUCAAGGUCUCCCAGGUCCACCCGGUGAUCCAGGUAACCCCGGCCAAGUGGAGACGUUAAGGUCAGGCUUUCUGUUGGUAAUCCACAGUCAGUCAGUUCAGGUGCCACAGUGCCCUGAAGGCAGCAGUCAGAUUUGGGUGGGCUACAGUUUGGUCUACUUGGAUGGACAAGAGAAGGCUCACACUCAAGAUCUGGGACAGGCUGGUUCUUGCCUCCCAAUUUUCUCCACCAUGCCCUUCUCCUACUGCAACAAAGGCGCCUGUCACUACUCUAGUCGCAACGACAAGUCCUACUGGCUCUCCACUACUGCUCCCAUACCCAUGAUGCCCCUGUUUGGCCCGGAGAUUAGCUCCCACAUCAGCCGCUGUGUGGUGUGUGACACAGUUUCACCUGCAGUGGCUUUUCACAGCCAGGAUUUUAAAGUCCCUGCAUGCCCACCUGGCUGGAGGAGUCUGUGGAAGGGCUACUCUUUCCUCCUGCACACAGGGGCAGGUGACGAGGGGGGUGGCCAGUCUCUGGCUUCUUCCGGAAGCUGCCUCAAGGAUUUCCGAACUCACCCUGUGAUAGAGUGCCAGGGUGCGCGGGGCUCUUGUCACUACUUUGCCAACAUCUACAGUUUUUGGCUGACUACUGUCAGUGAGACGGAGCAGUUUGUCACCCAGAGGUCUGGCACCCUCAAGGCAGCUGAGCGGCAGCGUCACAAAGCCAGUCAGUGUCAUGUCUGCCUCAAAGAACAUAAUCAAGGAGGUCUUUUCACUUUUAGUUAAUCCUUUUAUUCAAAGUUUUUCUGUUUCUACUCAGAGUAAUAGAUUAUAUAUGAUUGUAACGUGUUUGAUUACUAGGGGGUUCUGUUGGGGUUUCACAGAGAUGAAGUAAAAGUUGCUGGUUAGUAAUUAAACUUGCAGCAGUAAUUGCACUUUUGGCACUGAGACUCCUCGUCUGACCUCUUUUGCGCUGGAUCGCCACUACUGCCAAUGUAGACUAGGAGACAAAUAAUCCAUGCAAACAAAUAGAGCUGAGGCCAAUCACACGUCCACCUGGCACCGUUCC